Drosophila albomicans is the source of this 934-nucleotide messenger RNA. RefSeq names its product phosphatidylglycerophosphatase and protein-tyrosine phosphatase 1 (gene PTPMT1). Gene Ontology annotation, molecular function: phosphatidylglycerophosphatase activity; phosphatidylinositol-4,5-bisphosphate 5-phosphatase activity; protein tyrosine/serine/threonine phosphatase activity. The coding region runs from base 173 to 781 and encodes 202 amino acids. The transcript is spliced from 4 exons. The record is from RefSeq and is a predicted model, not a curated record. Lineage: Eukaryota; Metazoa; Arthropoda; Insecta; Diptera; Drosophilidae. Gene Ontology annotation, biological process: protein dephosphorylation.
GGCCAUUUCAUAAUGCAAAUACCUGAUGAUAACCGACGCAAGCAGCAGCUGAAUGCGUAAAAUUAAAGUGAUAAUUUGUGAAUACACUAAUUAAUAUACGAGGCAGCAUUGUUCAACAGUGACUCAUUGUUCUUUUUUCAACCAACAACAAGGCAAAAACCUUAAAUACGGCAUGGAAAUGAGUGCGACUAUGUUAGCACGCGUCUCCUUCUAUCCCACAUUGCUGUACAAUGUACUUAUGGAAAAAGCCACCUCAAGGAAUUGGUACGAUCGCAUCGAUGAAAAUGUCAUACUUGGAGCGCUGCCCUUUCGCAGCCAAGCCAAUGACUUGAUUGCUAAGGAAAACAUGAAAGCUGUCGUCUCAAUGAACGAAGAUUAUGAGCUAACAGCGUUUUCCAACGACUCGCCCAAGUGGAAAGCGCUGGGCAUUGAAUUUCUGCAAUUAGCCACCACAGACAUCUUUGAGUCGCCCAAUCAGGAGAAGCUUUAUCGCGGCGUGGAGUUCAUCAAUCGCUUUCUGCCGCUGUCGAAACGCAUAUCGGGCCUAAAGAACAACGCACAACAACAUCCUGAAAACAUUGGCACGGUUUAUGUGCAUUGUAAAGCGGGCAGAACACGCAGUGCCACCUUGGUGGGCUGUUAUCUGAUGAUGAAGAACGGCUGGACCCCAGAUCAAGCUGUGGAUCAUAUGCGUCAAUGUCGCUCGCAUAUUUUACUGCACACUAAACAAUGGGAUGCUCUCAGAAUAUUUUAUGCUAAUAACGUGGAGGCAAAGUCAUGACCCGUCAUCGUAGAUUAUAAUAGCAAUAUUUAAAUGUUUUAUUACUCUACAUGUGUAGUAACAAAAGGGUGCCAGUUUCUGGUUUUGCUACCGUUGCCAAAACUUAUAAUUAGUGCUGUUUUUUGAAUACAAAUACUUUUUAAAAAACCACAA